UUUUUUGCGCAUGCGUUAAAACCACGUGGUUAAGCAUGGCUAGUCCAGGUUCUUUGCCAUCUUUGCUGAAAUUUGUCAGAAUUGAUAAGGGUGAGGCACUUUCAGUCAAGAUACAUUUGGUGGGGGGUGCGGACUACUCUUGGUUUACUGAUAUUAUCCUCCAGGAUAUUCUGACACAGUCGUGUACUUUUAUAAAGAAACUGAACACGUCAAAAGAUAAAGAAGUGUCUGUGUUAUCUCGUUCUGGUAAGCUCAGGGUAUUGUAUCACAAGAAACCUUCAGCUGAAACUGGCGGACACAUACUAGUACCAUAUACUGGAAAGAUAAUGACUGGAGGAUACUGUCUCUCAUCCUUUGGAUUUGUUAAUGUUGAGGGAAGGAAAGUCCAUUCAUUUUUAAAAGGACGCAACACAUCAGCUGGUGAGAUAUAUGCUCCAUAUAAGGUAUGUCCACACCUCCUCUGUGUCUAUCUUGAUCCAUAUGAGUUACCGGAUGAGAGAGGAGUUAUUCAAAUACGGCAAACCUUGGAUCCCUCCAGCAAGUGUACUGAUGAUGUUGUUUCAUUAUUUGAUAGUUCAAAAUCUUCUGGUACGUCUUUAACUGAUUUCCUAACUGCAGCUGCUCCAUCCUAUCCACUCAAAGAUAAUAAAACUAAGAAGAAACCACAGAGUACUAGUGGUCGUUUUGCUGGAGGUAGGCAUGGCACUAAUGAUCUAUCACAAAGCAGAUUAACCUUCACUAGCUCACCAAUAGAAGGACAAGGAGACCUUACAACAAGAACUGAACCAAUCGUUAUAGAAUCACCUCCUGCUUGUGGUAGCCAUGACAACAACAAUACUGACCAAAGAAAGGAGAAGACAACCGAAGGACUAGCUUCAAAAAGGAAAGAGAUUCCUAACGACAUCCUUUGUAAUGAAGGUUGGCUGAGCAGUAGAGAGAAAAUACCAACCAAUGAAAUAAAACCAUCAAAAAGACCUAAAAGAAACAAAGCAAAAGGAAGAACAUUGGAAACAAAAGAACUGGAACCAAAAGAAAUGGAACCAAAAGAAAUGGAACCAAAAGAAAUGGAACCAAAAGAACUGGAACUAAGAGAACUGGAACCAAAAAAUAAAAAGAGACAAAGGAUGGACGAAGAAAGCAAAGAGGAUUUGGUUGUGAUGGGUAUAGAGAAGAAGAGUAGUGAUAAGAGAACAGGUGGUGGAGUGAGUGUUGUUGAUAGCUUAAUGGAAACAGCUAACAGGUUGGACCAGUUGAAGAAACAGGCUGAACCAGUUAUUGAAAUGACUGAAGAAAUGAAUAGAAUUAGAGCAAGAAUAAGAGAAGACCCAGAAGUGUUUGUGAUAUCAAGUGAAGAUGAAACUGAAGCUGAUCUUGAAGAGGAGGAGGAGGAGAAGUUAUCAAUGAUAGAGUCAUGGAGACAGAGUCACAGAUCAAGUUUUAAAAGGAGACAAUGUUACAAGAAACUUUUUAAUGGAUACAAUGACAUUAAUGAGUUGCCUGAGUUGGUUCUAAAGAAGUGGAUCAAAUUAAGAAAGAAGACACUCUGUGACAUAAUGAAUAAUAAACUUCCGUCAGAAAGAAGGGACAAGUUUAUUACAGCUGGAGCUAGGGACAGAUCUGGUCUCCAAUACGAGAACUGUACUAUAAUGCUGACUAAGGAACAAAAUGAAUUAAUAACCAAUUCACUUAAUUACAUAUUCUGUCAUAAAUCAACUGAACUGUUCUCGUUCAUGUGGUUAGUUCUCUAUCCUGAGGCUAUAGUCCACCUCAUCAUGGACUUCCACUCGCUCACUUAUGAUCAAGCUGAAUAUAAAAUGCAUCAUUAUUAUCCAGUAAAGAAUGAAAUAGACUUAAACAAUGUCAGAAUUUAAAUAAAUAACUAGAAUAUAUCUUAUGUAUUCAAAACAUAAUAUAAUAAUAUAUUAGCAGCUGGUGAAGUUUAUAAAAAAGAGCC
This is a messenger RNA of Amphimedon queenslandica, 1954 nucleotides long. RefSeq lists its product as uncharacterized. The coding region runs from base 36 to 1871 and encodes 611 amino acids. NCBI's taxonomy places the organism in Eukaryota, Metazoa, Porifera, Demospongiae, Haplosclerida, Niphatidae. The transcript is spliced from 14 exons. The record is from RefSeq and is a predicted model, not a curated record.